This is a messenger RNA of Penicillium samsonianum, 213 nucleotides long. RefSeq lists its product as uncharacterized. Bases 1 to 213 code for a protein of 70 amino acids. NCBI's taxonomy places the organism in Eukaryota, Fungi, Ascomycota, Eurotiomycetes, Eurotiales, Aspergillaceae. The transcript is spliced from 2 exons. The record is from RefSeq and is a predicted model, not a curated record.
AUGGCGCGUCCGGAUCUGGGGCAAGUGGUGGCCUGGUAUGUCUGCACUGUGGCGGCGUGCAUCUUCCUGGUCUGUCGCCUAGUGGUCCGCCUGCGGCUCCUGAAGCGGCUUUACCUCGACGACUUGUUCGUUUGCCUGGCUGCCUUGUGUCUAAUCGGCGAUCUGGCAAUCCAACAUUAUAUGUUCAACCAGGGUAGGUGUUUCAAGUAUUGA